This is a messenger RNA of Rubroshorea leprosula, 634 nucleotides long. The record is from the annotation of a GenBank genome assembly. Lineage: Eukaryota; Viridiplantae; Streptophyta; Magnoliopsida; Malvales; Dipterocarpaceae.
AAAUGAAACCCUAGAAACUGAGUUUAAAAUGGCUUCCUCCUUAACCUGAAGCCGUUCGUGGAGAGGCGCGAGGGAGAGAAGAUGCAGAUCUUUGUGAAAACCCUAACCGGCAAGACCAUAACUCUCGAGGUCGAGAGCAGCGACACCAUCGACAAUGUCAAAGCGAAGAUCCAAGAUAAGGAAGGAAUCCCGCCGGAUCAACAGCGUCUCAUCUUCGCCGGAAAGCAGCUCGAAGAUGGCCGCACCUUAGCUGACUACAAUAUCCAGAAAGAGUCUACACUCCAUUUGGUGUUGAGGCUGAGAGGAGGAAUCAUUGAGCCUUCUUUGAUGGCUUUGGCUCGCAAAUACAAUCAGGACAAGAUGAUUUGCCGCAAGUGUUAUGCUCGUCUGCAUCCAAGGGCUGUGAACUGUAGGAAGAAAAAGUGUGGUCAUAGCAACCAGUUGAGGCCUAAGAAGAAGAUCAAGUAAAUUUUACGGAGGAAUUGGAGAUAUUAUUAUUAUUAUUAUUAUUAUUAUUAUUAUUAUUUGCUUCGGUUAUUUCCCCUUGAAACCUGCAAGAUCUUUGGAUUAGCAAGCUUUUAUUUUCUGAUGGUGGAUUUAAUUUAAAUUCUUCUGUUUUCUAUUUUAAUUUUUU